Molecule: messenger RNA, 1048 nt
Organism: Oncorhynchus tshawytscha (Chinook salmon)
Lineage: Eukaryota; Metazoa; Chordata; Actinopteri; Salmoniformes; Salmonidae
Product: unconventional myosin-XV-like
Exons: 6
Coding region: 211-732 (173 amino acids)
Source: RefSeq, a predicted model, not a curated record
GCCCAGCAGAUGACCAUGCAGGCCAUGGCUUUCCAGCAGCAGAUGUUGUCUUCCUUCCCCCUCGCCCCCCAGGCCCCUCCCACACAACCAACCCCCGCACCUCCAGCCAUACUGAAGAAGCUCCAGAGAGCCCUUACCAGGCCAGCCUGAACCCCGCCCAGCACCACCCCUCCUCCAGGAAACACACUGCGACACGGGUGGCCCCUCCUGAUGACUUGGUGCGGUCCAGGGCCCCCUCCAGAAGGAGUGGUCCAGUCCGAUGCGUCUAACUCAGAAAGCCCCUCCCACAACAUCAAGGAUAUGAUCAGACAGUACCAACACCCAUCUAACCCUGCACCCAGCCAGCCUGCACACACACACAGGAGGGGGGAGGGGAAGAUGUUUACAAAGAAGCCGGACCCUCAUGAUGAAGCCAUGUAUAUCCUGAAAGACCAGAUGGCCAACCCACCACCACAGAAGUCUUUCUCUCCGGCGGCGCCUCGGGAACCAAAGGAGGAGGGUGGAUCCAAAGUCACCAAGGCAACAAAACCCCGCCCACCUGCCCUAGCCGACUCCCACAGCAGCCCCCUCCCCCCACCAGUGUCCAGAGAGUUGCCUGUGGAGGAAGAGACCAGCCAGACCCAGCUACACCACAGGAGCAGUGAAGAACACUACACUUACACUAACACACCCUGGAAGAUUUACCUGAGGAAAGAGGUAAACACACUAACACACCCUGGGAGAUUUACCUGAGGAAAGAGGUACACACACCCUGGGAGAUUUACCUGAGGAAAGAGGUAAACACACUAACACACCCUGGGAGAUUUACCUGAGGAAGGAAGGGCCCACACACUAACACACCCUGGGAGAUUUACCUGAGGAAGGAGGGGCCCACACACUAACACACCCUGGGAGAUUUACCUGAGGAAAGAGGUAAACACACUAACACACCCUGGGAGAUUUACCUGAGGAAGGAAGGGCCCACACACUAACACACCCUGGGAGAUUUACCUGAGGAAGGAGGGGCCCACACACUAACACACCCUGGGAGAUUUACCUGAGGAAGGAG